Cheilinus undulatus (humphead wrasse) is the source of this 2187-nucleotide messenger RNA. It is a transcript of the gene cnot2, whose product is annotated as CCR4-NOT transcription complex, subunit 2. The coding region runs from base 116 to 1708 and encodes 530 amino acids. The transcript is spliced from 15 exons. Gene Ontology annotation, biological process: regulation of stem cell population maintenance; regulation of DNA-templated transcription; nuclear-transcribed mRNA poly(A) tail shortening. Gene Ontology annotation, cellular component: CCR4-NOT core complex; P-body. Lineage: Eukaryota; Metazoa; Chordata; Actinopteri; Labriformes; Labridae. The record is from RefSeq and is a predicted model, not a curated record.
GUGGUCAGCAGGUUGUAAGGUCAAAGUGUAAAGGCUAUCCCUCUUUCGUUUCUGAAUACACACAGCCAUCUUGGAUCUAACGAAGAGAAGGGAAAUUGAUGCGGUGACAUAAGGCAUGUUUGGUGCUAGAAAGAAAUUUGUAGAGUUUGUGGAGGUUGUCGAUAACGACUUCACAGAUGAAAGCAUGUACUACAACCAGCCGUCGAUGUUCCCACAUCGGUCGGACAAAGAUAUAUUAUCCCCUUCCUUUCAGAUGCUUUCCUCUCCCUCACCAUCUUCAUCAGGGCAGCUGUCACAGCUCGGUGCAAGUUUGUAUGGCCCACAAAGUGCACUUGGCUUCUCGAUACGGGGCAUGGGGAACAGUACGCCUCAGUUAAACCGAAAUCUAACGCAAGGCACACAGCUAUCGAGUCAUAUCACCCCCACAACGGGGGUCCCUACCAUGUCCCUUCAUACCCCUCCUUCACCAAGCAGGGGGACAUUGCCGAUGAACUCAAGGAACAUGCUGAACCACUCUCAGGUCGGUCAAAGCAUCGGAAUGAGUGGCAGGACCAACAGUAUGGGCAGCUCGGGGCUUGGCAGCCCAAACCGCAGCUCACCAAGCAUCAUCUGUAUGCCCAAACAGCAACCAGCACGCCAACCCUUCACCAUAAACAGCAUGUCAGGGUUUGGUAUGAAUCGCAAUCAGGCUUUUGGGAUGAACAACUCAUUAUCAAGCAACAUCUUCAAUGGCACAGAUGGGAGUGAAAAUGUAACAGGACUGGAUUUGUCAGACUUUCCUGCAUUAGCAGACAGGAGUCGGAGAGAAGGGACUGGAAACCCAACACCCGUGCUCAACCCACUGGCUGGACGAGCUCCUUACGUUGGCAUGGUGACGAAGCCAUCGACCGAACAGACACAGGAUUUCUCCAUCCAUAAUGAGGACUUCCCUGCACUGCCUGGCCCAAACUACAAGGACCCCACGUUGAACAACGAUGACAACAAAACUAACUUGAACUCUACAAGCAAGAGCACAUCCAAUGCAGAUGGUCCCAAGUUCCCUGGUGACAAGACGACUUCAGCACAGAAUAACAACCAGAAGAAAGGAAUCCAGGUGUUGCCCGAUGGCCGGGUGACGAACAUUCCCUCAGGCAUGGUGACAGACCAAUUCGGCAUGAUAGGCCUGCUGACAUUUAUCCGAGCAGCAGAGACUGAUCCAGGGAUGGUCCAUCUGGCGUUAGGAAGCGAUCUCACGACACUGGGACUCAACUUAAACUCACCUGAAAACUUGUACCCAAAGUUUGCCUCUCCCUGGGCGUCAUCACCAUGUCGGCCUCAAGACAUUGAUUUCCAUGUUCCCUCUGAGUACUUAACCAAUAUCCACAUAAGGGACAAGCUGGCUGCAAUUAAACUGGCUCGAUAUGGUGAAGACCUGCUGUUCUACCUGUACUACAUGAAUGGUGGAGACCUGCUACAGCUACUGGCAGCAGUGGAGCUCUUUAACCGGGACUGGAGGUACCACAAAGAGGAGCGGGUUUGGAUAACAAGAGCACCAGGCAUGGAGCCAACACUAAAGACCAACACGUACGAAAGAGGGACGUACUACUUUUUUGAUUGUCUUAACUGGAGGAAAGUAGCCAAGGAGUUUCACCUGGAGUAUGACAAGCUGGAAGAGAGGCCUCACGUGCCAACUACAUUCAACUACAACCCAGCCCAGCAGGCCUUCUAAGGCCCGACCAGUCCAAAGGCCGCAGCUGUACCUGCACACAGCACUGUUGUCCAGGAGGGGCGCUGUGGUUCACACAGCUUGGUUUUUAUUCCUUGAGGAUUUGGCUAUUUGACUGCGGGAGUCGUCGUUGCCACCAUCCAACUGCCCUGCCUUUCCAAAAUUACAUGCUGCCCAAAACAACAACACUUGUUCUGUUUUUAUUCUUUAUGUUCCUGCUGUUAUUUUUGGUCUUGUUUUGAGCAGGGUUUUUGUUAUGUUUACGUCUCUGAAUCUGAAGCCUGUUUGCUUGCAGAGAGGAGGACUGACCUUGUGGCACAAGACAGUGACAGAACAAGGGUUACACCUCAUAUUCAACAAGUGUUAAGAACAGAAAGAAGUAGGAGAAAGCAGUUUAAGAUCCUCUGACGCAAGUUAAAGGUUGAAAGAAAUGCAAUGUUUAUUGUUGCACUAUAUUUAGUAAUAAAAGAACACAAAAUUUG